UUUCUCACGCGGCACAGUUGCCAGAAGAGAACGAUGGCGGGAAAGGAGGUCGCCGGCGAAGGUUUGUCGGCGAACAUCGCUGGAAUGUCGAAGAAUCAGCUCUACGACAUCAUGUGUCAGAUGAAGAAGCUGAUGGAGCAGAACGAGAAACAAGCUAGGCAAAUUCUCAUUCAAAACCCUACCUUGGCCAGAGAUCUCUUUCAGGCACAAAUAAUGCUUGGGAUGGUGCAGCCAACACAGUCGACGAGCACACCAACUCCUGCAACACAAAGUACGCAGCCAUCACCAUCUCAUGUUCAGCAGUCAAGUAAUCAGGCUGUUCCAGCAGUGUCUGCACAAUCAGGUUUGCAGGACCAAAUGAGAAAGCAGCACCAUAGCCAACCUCCAUUAUCAAUGUCAUCUUCGAUUGCUCCUUCAUCAAACCUUCAACCCCCCUCAUUGCCAUCUCAUCCAUUACAGCAAGUACAACAACCAAAAGGACAUGCUAGUGCCCUAUCAGCACCAAUGUCACUGCCACAAUCAGCUCAAGCUCCUAACAUGCCACCACUUCCUCAUCAUUCUGCCGCACAGCCACCGCCACAUAUUCAAUCUCACAUGCCCUCUGCCCCUACUCAGUUGGACCAAUCAAUACAAACUAGUGGCAUUCAGCACCUGCCACUGCAGCCACCACUACCACCGCAGAUGAGACCUUCAAUGCAAUCCUUCCCUCAGCAAAUUCACCACCAGAUGGGGCCCAAUGUGGGAUUUCAGCAGUCUGGCAGUCAGAUGCACCAUUCACAACCCAUGUUUCAUGCAGCUAAGCCUCCCGCAGCAAUGGGCCCUUCAUUUAUGCAAGGACAGCCACCACAUCCAAAUCAGCCACCUCCCCAGUCACUAUAUCAGGCGGGAAGUUCACACAUAAGAAGUGAUUUCAAUCAAGUUGGAAGCUCCAUGCCAGCAGAUAGAGGCUCUCCUUGGAUCCCUGGCCUACCAGAGAAUGCACCUACAGGACAACUUCCCGGACCGCCACCACCAUUCCCCAGCCAAAUGGGCCCUGGAAAUCAGCCUGCUCGACAACCAGCAUUGACUCCGGAGAUGGAACAGGCCCUUCUUCAGCAAGUGAUGAGUCUCACGCCGGAACAGAUUCAUUCAUUGCCUCCAGAGCAAAGGACUCAAGUUCUUCAGUUGCAACAGAUGCUGCGUAAAUGAGACCCAAAGUGGCACCCCUACACUCUUGCUGCAAUACUGCCGCAUAAUGAACUUGUUUGUAUUCAGAAUUAGGGUCUAUGAUUUGAAAUGUUCAUUUAAGAUCAACCCGGACUUAAGGUUUCAAGGCUCUUGUAUUUGUGAUGA
Ipomoea nil (Japanese morning glory) is the source of this 1332-nucleotide messenger RNA. RefSeq names its product cleavage stimulating factor 64. The transcript is spliced from 7 exons. The record is from RefSeq and is a predicted model, not a curated record. NCBI's taxonomy places the organism in Eukaryota, Viridiplantae, Streptophyta, Magnoliopsida, Solanales, Convolvulaceae. Gene Ontology annotation, biological process: mRNA 3'-end processing. Bases 34 to 1188 code for a protein of 384 amino acids.